UUUCUCCCCAGAUUUACCCAACAACAAAAAUUCACAAUCGCGCUUCUUCAGCUCAUGAACAACAAUAACAUUCUCUACAAUCAACGCAAAUGACAUGUAAUUUGCGGCAAUCCACACAAAUUAUACACUAGAUCGAAUCGCGACCGUUUCAGGGUUACACAAAUGGGAUCGUACAGGGCGGAUGAGGACUACGAUUACCUCUUCAAGGUGGUGUUGAUCGGCGAUUCCGGCGUCGGAAAAUCAAAUCUCUUGUCACGCUUUACGAAGAAUGAGUUUAGCCAGCAGUCCAAAUCGACAAUCGGCGUCGAGUUCGCCACGCGAUCUAUUCAGGUCGAUGAUAAGGUCGUCAAGGCCCAGAUUUGGGAUACUGCCGGCCAAGAGAGGUACCGUGCAAUCACUAGUGCAUACUACAGAGGUGCAGUUGGGGCUCUACUCGUGUAUGAUGUGACACGCAACGUGACCUUCGAGAAUGUGGACAGAUGGCUGAAGGAGCUCAGGGGGCACACGGACUCAAACAUCGUGGUGAUGCUGGUAGGGAACAAGGCAGAUCUGCGUCACCUACGCGCCAUCUCCACGGAGAAGGCCAAGGCCUUUGCAGAGAGGGAGCACACAUUUUUCAUGGAAACAUCGGCCUUGGAGGCCUUGAACGUGGAGAGCGCCUUCACGGAGGUGCUGACAAGCAUCUACCACGUCGUGAGCAAGAAGGCUCUCGACAUAGGGGAUGACCCCUCAGCUCUGCCAAAGGGCCAAACUAUCAACAUUGGGAACAAGGAUGAUGUAUCUGCUGUCAAGAACAGCGGCUGCUGCUCGGGCUAGUUUUUGGUUAGGGAAAUAGUGAUGGAACUUGGGAGAUGUAUAGUAAGUGCCAAACAUUUCAAUUCUUUAGUUGUUUGGUUGUGUUAACAAAAAUGGAAUUAGAUUCUUCCGUUCUACAAUGAGAGGAUGUGGAUUUAUUGAUUGA
Salvia hispanica is the source of this 961-nucleotide messenger RNA. Its product is annotated as ras-related protein RABA1f-like. Gene Ontology annotation, molecular function: GTPase activity; GTP binding. The record is from RefSeq and is a predicted model, not a curated record. Lineage: Eukaryota; Viridiplantae; Streptophyta; Magnoliopsida; Lamiales; Lamiaceae.